Messenger RNA from Aspergillus mulundensis, 372 nucleotides. RefSeq lists its product as uncharacterized. The transcript is spliced from 3 exons. NCBI's taxonomy places the organism in Eukaryota, Fungi, Ascomycota, Eurotiomycetes, Eurotiales, Aspergillaceae. The coding region runs from base 1 to 372 and encodes 123 amino acids. The record is from RefSeq and is a predicted model, not a curated record.
AUGUUCGAACACCCUGCCCUUGAUCAACAAUCUCCACAGUCUGUCCGGAGGACUUCAGCCAAUCCGUCUGUGAAGCCACUUAAUGGUCCAGGGAGCAACGACACAAUGACUUUCCGUUCCAUCAGAUGCCCGGUGUCCGGUGUCCAAAAUGCCAAGGCUCUGGCAAAGAGACUUGGGUUAUUCCAGGCAAAUACUGUCAUGUAUGCGGGACAGCUUGCUGAGAGCCCGAGAGCAAGUGCAGAGUUAUUUGAGAUAACGGAAUGCUUACCUCGAAGAGCGAAGGCCCUUGCCAUCGGCAGGAAGACGCCUCAACGCUCCAACACAGCCGCUUCAAGGCAUGGGCGAUGCAGCGUCCCCCCAUGCUUGGCGUAA